GGCGUCUUGGUGUCACCUGCGCGUGCGCAGGGCUAGAGAUAAGGUUCUCUGAACUUGGAGAUGGCGGCGGUGGAGGAAACGUCGCCAGAGCCGGCGACUUCAGAACAGCCGGCCGAGCUGCCUGCCUCUGUGCGGGCGAGCAUCGAGCGGAAGCGGCAGCGGGCGCUGAUGCUGCGCCAGGCCCGGCUGGCGGCCCGGCCCUACCCGGCCUCGGCUGUUGCAGCUACCGGAGGUGUGGCCAAUGUAAAAGCAGCCCCAAAGAUAAUUGACACAGGAGGAGGCUUCAUUCUGGAAGAGGAAGGAGAAAAAGAACAUACAGUUGGAAAAGUUGUUCAUCAACCAGGACCUGUUAUGGAAUUUGACUAUGCAAUCUGUGAAGAAUGUAACAGAGAAUUUAUGGACUCUUAUCUUAUGAGCAACUUUGAUUUCCCAACUUGUGAUAACUGCAGAGAUGCUGAUGAUAAACACAAACUUAUAACUAAAACAGAAGCAAAACAAGAAUACCUUCUGAAAGACUGUGAUUUAGAAAAAAGAGAACCACCUCUUAAAUUUAUUGUGAAGAAGAAUCCUCAUCAUUCACAAUGGGGUGAUAUGAAACUCUACUUAAAAUUACAGAUUGUGAAGAGGGCCCUAGAAGUUUGGGGUAGUCAGGAGGCAUUAGAAGAAGCGAAGGAAGUUCGACAGAAAAACCGAGAAAAAAUGAAACAGAAGAAGUUUGAUAAAAAAGUAAAAGAAUUACGGCGAGCAGUAAGAAGCAGUUUAUGGAAAAGGGAGAUGGCUACUCACCAGCACGAGUACGGACCAGAAGAAAACCUGGAAGACGACAUGUACCGGAAGAUAUGCACCGUGUGUGGCCAUGAACUGACGUAUGAGAAAAUGUGAUUUUUAGUUUAGUGGUUGGUUUUAGAAUUUUACAUUCAGAUAAAGAAAAUUUAGAUUGGUGUUGUUCAGAAUUCACCAAAAAAGUCUUUGUAGAUGAAUAAACGCUUGUGUAAAUAAUGUUUCAGUGCUAAGGAUGUAUGCUGUGGCUCGAGAGAAAGUCUCACCUAAGCGUGGCAUGUCGAGCUGUGGACAAAACACCGGGUCUGUGGCCGUGUUUACUGGGACAGGGACGGGGGCUGAGCGGCACAGUGGUUCGGAAGUGUUAGGUGGACACUGGAGUUGAGAAAUGAGAAACCCAGGCCAACCUCAGAUUCGGGUAGGAGGACAAGCUCUUAGAAAAGGCAGCAGGUGGAUUCUUACCCCAAUAGGGAUGGUGGCUGACCUCUCCCCGCCCCCCCAGGCUGUGUUAGGACUUCUAGACCACUUGUCUCUAGGUCAGGGUGCUACCACCGGACAAGUCCUGGCUGACGAGAGGAAUGAACAGUGAUGAGCUGCCGGAGUCUGAUCGUGUCUUCUCUAUCUGCAGGGCUUACUCACAGGCCCUGCUAUUAGGCGCUAGAUAGCCCAUUUCAGAUCUGGAUUAAAAGGGAAAAAAGUAAUUACAGUAAGUUUAUCGCAACUCUCUAACACUGACUGGGCACUUAUCAGGUGCCAGGUAAGCACUAUACUAAGUGCCUUACAGGUGUUCUAACUUUGUCCUGGGAGGGAAGACCACCUGCAGCCUGGUGUCAGCCCAGACACCUGGAUCACAUCUAACUGGUCAGAACUCCCCUGCUGUCUCAGGAGGAUUCCAAGACAGUUACAGCUGGCGAGAGGAUUUCAUCCAGUAUGUGUGAUUACACAGUUCAUGCAAUUUUUUUUUGACAAAAACAAAUUGAAGUUAAGAUAAACUGGAUAGUUUCAUGCUAUUUUUUGAUAUAACUUUUUUAUCCUACUACUAUAAAUAGAAGACACAGGAAAUUGACACGUUUUCAUUUUUCUUUCUAGAUCAGCUCUUGGAGAUUGUGCUUAGAGAAAGGCACGAGUCAAAACUAGUCAAACCAAAGAGGCUUGAGACUGUGAUUCCUAACUCUCCUCUGUAUAAGUAGUCAAUAUAGAAAAGUUUAAUGUGUUUUUGCAUUGAUUUUUGAUAUGCUAUGCUAAAUAUCAGAGGUCAGUAAAAAUUGAUUCUGAAUGGGCAGUAAGAUCUUCUUGGGACGGACACACACACACAGCUUCUAGCUUGAUGACGCCAGAGGCAGGCACCAGGCCGCCGACAACAGCACGGCUGCACUGGGAGGUGAGGGGCCUGUGAGCACACGGGCUUAGGUUCAGAUUCCACUUGGUAGCUGUGGACCUUGGGUAAGGUUCUCCACAGGCCUGUUUUUAUCUGUCAGAUGGGUAUAAUAAUUCCUCUCUCUAAAAACUUACAUUCUAAGAAUGCACAGAACUUGGCAGGUAACAGCCACUCGUUAAGGAGCACGUGCUGUCACUGAGGCCAGUACAGUUACAGACCUGUCUAGUGAGACACGGUUCUGUCCACUCUUUGCCGCCACCAGUGUAAGACAGCCCUGGAAUCCAGACACCAGGGACAGCAGGUCUGCUACAGCCAGGCUGGCGAGUUCUUUACGGUACACAAGUCACUACUAAAUACUUUUCUAGGAAAAGCAGACUUAUCUUCACAUGAACUGACUCCUGAGUAACUCCUGAAAGGGAGAUUUAGAAUCAGGGGAAACAAAGUAUAUGUUCACUUUUUGACAGAAGGGUGGUAAAUGGCAUUGGUACAGUUUAAUAGAAGAUCGACCCUCCACCACCACCAAGGUAAUAUACAGUGACAUGCCAUUCGUGUGUGUGAGUGAGUGAGAGAGAGAGAGAGAGAGAGAGUGAACACUUCAUUAGUGGGAAAAUCAAUUGCUGAAUGUUUGCUCUUGCACUCUUAUUUGAAAUUCAGUCUCUAGUUCAGUUUUUUCGUAUACUUAGCUGCCAGACUGGGAUGGAGCAGGGUCGUAUCAGUGAACAGUUGCUAGAAGUAACCAUUACAUAUAAAGAGAGAAAGGACGUGAAAACCUAGAAAUUCCUCUAGAAUUUGGAUCAAGUAAGUAUAAUUAGCCAAACUUUGCAAUAUGAGGAGGAACAGUAUAAAUAAAAGAAUAUUUUAAGCCGAGAACCUGGUGCUGCUAGUGAUUUACCAUGCAACUUGAAUCUUGUGAGUAACACAUUUCUUGUCUUAAGUGGUGUGGCAUUUAAAAAUCCUAGGAAUCCCCAUCUGUUGAGUACAAUGUAUUCUAGGGCCACCAAAUGUGUGGUAUGCCAGAGAUCACAUGUUAAUAAGGAAAACGCUAUUAAUGUAACAAGAAUAAAAAAGAUACCUAUGUUGUACAAAUGCUCAAAAA
Molecule: messenger RNA, 3254 nt
Organism: Phyllostomus hastatus (greater spear-nosed bat)
Lineage: Eukaryota; Metazoa; Chordata; Mammalia; Chiroptera; Phyllostomidae
Gene: XPA
Product: XPA, DNA damage recognition and repair factor
Exons: 6
Coding region: 61-882 (273 amino acids)
Biological process (GO): nucleotide-excision repair, DNA damage recognition; UV-damage excision repair; nucleotide-excision repair involved in interstrand cross-link repair
Cellular component (GO): nucleotide-excision repair factor 1 complex
Molecular function (GO): damaged DNA binding
Source: RefSeq, a predicted model, not a curated record